ACCAAUGAGAAGUUGGCUUAGUUUACACUCGUGCCUUGAAGCGGCGGCAGUCAUGGCUCCGCCGGUGAGGUACUGCAUCCCUGGAGAACGCCUGUGUAACUUGGAGGAGGGCAGCCCGGGCAGCGGCACCUACACGCGGCACGGCUACAUCUUCUCGUCGCUGGCUGGCUGCCUGACGAAGACCAGUGAGAAUGGCGCGCUUCCUGUGAUAUCUGUGAUGAGAGAAACAGAGUCCCGAUUACUUCCAGAUGUGGGGGCUAUUGUCACCUGUAAGGUCUCUAGCAUCAAUUCACGUUUUGCCAAAGUACACAUACUCUAUGUGGGGUCCACACCACUUAAAAACUCUUUUCGAGGAACUAUCCGCAAGGAAGAUGUUCGAGCAACUGAAAAAGAUAAGGUUGAAAUUUACAAGAGUUUCCGACCAGGUGACAUUGUUUUGGCCAAAGUGAUCUCCCUAGGUGAUGCGCAGUCCAAUUAUCUGCUGACCACUGCUGAAAAUGAGCUAGGAGUGGUGGUGGCCCACAGUGAGUCAGGUGUCCAAAUGGUUCCUAUCAGCUGGUGUGAGAUGCAGUGCCCUAAGACCCACACUAAAGAAUUCCGGAAAGUGGCCCGAGUGCAGCCAGAAUUCUUACAGACUUAAGAAGCACACUUUACCCCAAGGAAGGGGUUAGCUGUUCCAAGAGUACAUUUAUGAAGAUAACAUCAAGAUGCUGUGUUCUUUAUUCACAUAUGUGGGAUCAGUUGCCUCUUGAAAAAUCUGCCAGAAAUUUACUCUUUCAAGAGCCAGGCUUGGUGGCACAAAUUUAUAAUCCCACCACUUGUGAGGUUGAGACAAAUUUCACAAUUUCAAGACCGAUUUGUGCUAUAUAUUAAGACCCUGUCUCAAUAAAGCAAAGGGGAAAAAGAAAAGGAUUUUACUCUGAGAAUUUUUUCUUGUGAACCUUUUGGUGAAUUUCAUUCUCUCAACAGAUGAAGCUUCAGGCUGGGGAAAUGGCUUAAUGGUUAAAAGUACUUGGUUGCAAAGCCUGCAGCCCAGGUUCAAUACCCCAAUAGCCAUGAAAAAACAGAUGCACAGAGACGCACACAUCUGGAGUGUGUGGUUUUUGUUUUGUUUUUUUGCAGUGGCAAGAGGCCUUGGCAUGCCCAAAGGACUAGAGAGAUUGCUCAGCAGUUAAGGUGCUUGCCUGCAAAGCCUAAG
Messenger RNA from Jaculus jaculus (lesser Egyptian jerboa), 1198 nucleotides. It is a transcript of the gene Exosc1, whose product is annotated as exosome component 1. Gene Ontology annotation, cellular component: nuclear exosome (RNase complex); cytoplasm. The transcript is spliced from 8 exons. The coding region runs from base 5 to 640 and encodes 211 amino acids. NCBI's taxonomy places the organism in Eukaryota, Metazoa, Chordata, Mammalia, Rodentia, Dipodidae. Gene Ontology annotation, molecular function: RNA binding. The record is from RefSeq and is a predicted model, not a curated record. Gene Ontology annotation, biological process: RNA processing.